Molecule: messenger RNA, 879 nt
Organism: Meleagris gallopavo (turkey)
Lineage: Eukaryota; Metazoa; Chordata; Aves; Galliformes; Phasianidae
Source: RefSeq, a predicted model, not a curated record
AUUUUUCCUUUCCUUUUCAGGGAGUAAUAUGUGGGAGGCUGUGGACUAUUUGCUUCCGACAUAGGAACAGCACUGGGUUGGGAAUCUGAAACUCCUGAGAGAAUGCUGGGAAUCUGCAGAGGGAGGCGGAAAUUCCUGGCUGCCUCUCUGACCGUCCUCUUCGUGCCAGCCAUAACGUGGAUUUAUCUGUUUGCUGGGAGUUUUGAAGAUGGGAAGCCAGUGUCGCUGUCUCCACUUGAAUCCCAGCCCCACAGCCCUCGUUACACGGCCUCCAGCCAGCGGGACCGCGAGAGCCUGGAGAUCCGCAUGCGGGAGGUGGAGGAGGAGAACCGUGUGCUCCGUAAGCAGCUCAGCCUGGCGCAGGGCCGCGGCCCCUCACACCACCGUGGCAACCACUCCAAAACCUACUCCAUGGAAGAGGGGACGGGCGAUAGUGAGAGCCUGCGGGCUGGCAUUGUGGCUGGGAACAGCUCUGAGUGCGGGCAGCAGCCAGCGGUGGAAAAAUGUGAGACCAUCCAUGUUGCCAUUGUUUGUGCAGGGUAUAAUGCCAGUCGAGAUGUUGUCACACUCGUCAAGUCCGUCUUAUUUCACAGGCGAAACCCACUCCACUUCCACCUCAUCGCAGAUGCAAUUGCCAAGCAGAUCCUUGCGACUCUGUUCCAGACUUGGAUGGUCCCUGCUGUGCGCAUAGACUUCUAUGAUGCAGAUGAACUCAAGGUAAAGACAAACACAGCUGUUACUCAUGCACUUCUGGUUUCAUUUCUUUUCAUUCGUCUGGACUGGGGAGUUGAAGGAGAAUUGCAUUGUUCCUGGCUAAAAAUAAUCCUAACCACAUGUCUGUUAAUCUCAGUUACACGUAACUAGAAGAUAGUGAUUUGC